UUCAUCUACGCUCACCAUCAUCCUUCUCGCAUGUUACCCCCGAUCCAUGGGGAGAAUCACCGACCUGAAGAUUCUUCAGUCCUCUUUACAGGCUGCACACAAAUACGAAAUGCCUAUCUUCGAUGACAUCGAUGAAGCCAUGAUCGCAGAUGCCGUCAAAGUCAAUCCUCUUGCUGUGUAUGCCACAGCCUGCCGUCUUCACAUGCAGAACAUCGCGGACAUCGCAGCUCGAGCCACCUUAAAGCAGUCCUCAAGCGUCAAUAGACGCACGGACGAGCUUCACGGUAUCACAGGCAUGCAAUACUAUAAUUUACAGCAGUAUCACCGUGAUUGCGGAGCCGCUUCCGCUGAAGCCUGCUCUCGAACUGAUUGGUUUUCUUAUCUCACCAACACCGUGAGGAACGAUUUGUCUUCCAGCCACUGCUUUUACUGCUGGAAUACUGCGCUCGGUGGCCAGUGGUACGCACCCUCGUGGUUAUGGGAAUACCUUACCAGCGUGCGAAGCGCUGUAUCAGUGGAACCGUGUGGAGACGCCGCUCUCGAGCCAUCAAGGCUGUCCAUCCCAGUGACCGCACCGUGCGCGCACAGUGGACACCCACGCUCGAUAUCUGGGCUGGUCCUCUUCUCGCGCGCACUUGCAAACGAGAUUGAUCGAGUGACCCGCGAGGUGCCUACUCCUCGGGUCUGAACUUGUUUGUAACUUGCGGUGACAUUCACGCCGCUGUCGAGAUUUUUUUUCUCUUCUCUGGGGCACGUAAGGCUGUAUGACCAGGUCACUGUAUGUCUCACCAUGUACAAGCUUUUCCUGCGGGAAUUUUUCCUGAUUUCGUAAUUCAUUCGU
Messenger RNA from Stereum hirsutum FP-91666 SS1, 841 nucleotides. RefSeq lists its product as uncharacterized. The transcript has 2 exons. Bases 47 to 688 code for a protein of 213 amino acids. The record is from RefSeq and is a predicted model, not a curated record. Lineage: Eukaryota; Fungi; Basidiomycota; Agaricomycetes; Russulales; Stereaceae.